Messenger RNA from Ambispora gerdemannii, 531 nucleotides. Lineage: Eukaryota; Fungi; Glomeromycota; Glomeromycetes; Archaeosporales; Ambisporaceae. The record is from the annotation of a GenBank genome assembly.
AUGUCUUCUGAAGAUUCUACCAAAGAGAUCCGUCAUCGAGGAGGAAUUUCUUCGCCCGAAUUUGUCGACGUUACUACCUCUGGGGUGUCUUCUUCCACUUCAAGUACUCUCCGCAGAAGAAUUCGUAAACCCCGUACACGAAGACUUUUUUCUUCAAUAAAAUGGAUGACAUUAGCUUGGUUUAUUGUAUAUUGGUUUAACGUAUAUGACGGGGUUACAGAGAUUCUGGGGUGGGAAGAGUCAUAUUCAAGAAUCCUCUUUUAUUUAUCCUUAUCCUCAUUAUCGAUAACUUUUGGGAUAUUCUGUCACUUGCAAUUCAUUCGACCAAUAUUUCUUGGUGAAGCACCGCCGAAUUAUGGGGCACUGGAACAGGACGCAAAUUUGCGAAAAUAUAUACCAAUUGCUACGUUUUUAAUGUUAUUUGGAUUUGUUGGAUUAUGCGCGAGUGUAUGGGAAAUUUGGCAUUUUUGGUCCCCUUUAAUUGUUGAAAGAUUACUUGAAGCAGAAGCGAUUGUUGUUCAUCUUCGUUAA